AUUACAACCUCAAGAACAUCUGUUAACGACAUGUCUGUUGAUUUCAACACCCUCGCUCAACAAUUCACCGAAUUCUACUACAACCAGUUCGACUCUGACAGAAGCCAACUGGGUAACCUCUACAGGGACCAAUCCAUGCUCACCUUUGAAACAUCACAAGUCCAAGGUGCUAAGGAUAUCGUUGAGAAGUUGACCUCGUUGCCAUUCCAGAAAGUUGGCCACAGAAUCACCACCCUCGACGCCCAACCUGCCUCCCCUAACGGUGACGUCUUGGUGAUGGUCACCGGUGAGUUGCUCAUUGAUGAGGAGCAAAACCCACAGCGUUACUCCCAAGUGUUCCACUUGAUCCCAGAUGGCGCUUCCUACUACGUCUUCAACGACAUCUUCCGUCUCAACUACGGUUCUUAGACAUGGCGCUGCGUAUGUCUCUGCUGUUUAGCUAGUGAAUACACACAC
Molecule: messenger RNA, 456 nt
Organism: Williopsis jadinii
Lineage: Eukaryota; Fungi; Ascomycota; Saccharomycetes; Phaffomycetales; Wickerhamomycetaceae
Gene: NTF2
Product: Ran GTPase-binding protein NTF2
Exons: 4
Coding region: 31-408 (125 amino acids)
Biological process (GO): protein import into nucleus
Cellular component (GO): nuclear pore central transport channel
Source: RefSeq, a predicted model, not a curated record